AUGAGCUGCAACGGGUGCCGGGUGCUGCGCAAGGGCUGCAGCGAGGCCUGCGUGCUGCGCCCCUGCCUCCAGUGGAUCGACGCCGCCGACGCGCAGGGCCACGCCACCGUCUUCGUCGCCAAGUUCUUCGGCCGCGCGGGCCUCCUCUCCUUCAUCUCCGCCGUCCCGGACGCGCACCGCCCUGCCUUGUUCCAGUCGCUGCUGUACGAGGCGGCGGGGCGGACCAUCAACCCGGUGCACGGCGCGGUGGGGCUGCUCGGCACCGGGAACUGGCACCUGUGCCAGGCCGCCGUCCACACCGUGCUGCGGGGCGGCGCCAUCGGCCCGCUGCCAGAGCUCGGCGUCACCGGGAGCGCCGGCGACCUCUACGGUCCCGGGCCCGGGCCCGGCGGCGGCAAGCGCGCCGGCGGCUGGUCCACCUUCUCCACGGCGAAGCGGGUGCGGAAGGCCGCUGCCGCCGCCGGGGGCGCUGUGGCGCGGCAGGCGCCCGCGGAGGCGGCGGCGUCGUGCGACCUAGGGCUGUGCCUACUGAGCCCCGGGUCCCCGCCAGCGGCGGGGGACAGGAGGGCUCCCCUCCUGCGGCCCGGCACGCCGUCCAUCAGCUCGGACGACGACUCCGUCACCACUACUACCGGCGGCGACAGGGAGCCGGUGCUGCUCAACCUUUUUGCCUGA
Messenger RNA from Miscanthus lutarioriparius, 675 nucleotides. The record is from the annotation of a GenBank genome assembly. Lineage: Eukaryota; Viridiplantae; Streptophyta; Magnoliopsida; Poales; Poaceae.